This is a messenger RNA of Closterium sp. Naga37s-1, 2551 nucleotides long. Lineage: Eukaryota; Viridiplantae; Streptophyta; Zygnematophyceae; Desmidiales; Closteriaceae. The record is from the annotation of a GenBank genome assembly.
AGAGGAGCGGAGCGCUGGCGAGGAGAGAGAGGAGCGGAGCGCUGGCGAGGAGAGAGAGGAGCGGAGCGCUGGCGAGGAGAGAGAGGAGCGGAGCGCUGGCGAGGAGAGAGAGGAGUGGAGCGCUGGCGAGGAGAGAGAGGAGCGGAGCGCUGGCGAGGAGAGAGAGGAGCGGAGCGCUGGCGAGGAGAGAGAGGAGCGGAGCGUUGGCGAGGAGAGAGAGGAGCGGAGCGUUGGCGAGGAGAGGAGCGUUGGCGAGGAGAGGAGCGUUGGCGAGGAGAGGAGCGUUGGCGAGGAGAGGAGCGUUGGCGAGGAGAGGAGCGUUGGCGAGGAGAGGAGCGUUGGCGAGGAGAGGAGCGUUGGCGAGGAGAGGAGCGUUGGCGAGGAGAGGAGCGUUGGCGAGGAGAGGAGCGUUGGCGAGGAGAGGAGCGUUGGCGAGGAGAGGAGCGUUGGCGAGGAGAGGAGCGUUGGCGAGGAGAGGAGCGUUGGCGAGGAGAGGAGCGUUGGCGAGGAGAGGAGCGUUGGCGAGGAGAGGAGCGUUGGCGAGGAGAGGAGCGUUGGCGAGGAGAGGAGCGUUGGCGAGGAGAGGAGCGUUGGCGAGGAGAGGAGCGUUGGCGAGGAGAGGAGCGUUGGCGAGGAGAGGAGCGUUGGCGAGGAGAGGAGCGUUGGCGAGGAGAGGAGCGUUGGCGAGGAGAGGAGCGUUGGCGAGGAGAGGAGCGUUGGCGAGGAGAGGAGCGUUGGCGAGGAGAGGAGCGUUGGCGAGGAGAGGAGCGUUGGCGAGGAGAGGAGCGUUGGCGAGGAGAGGAGCGUUGGCGAGGAGAGGAGCGUUGGCGAGGAGAGGAGCGUUGGCGAGGAGAGGAGCGUUGGCGAGGAGAGGAGCGUUGGCGAGGAGAGGAGCGUUGGCGAGGAGAGGAGCGUUGGCGAGGAGAGGAGCGUUGGCGAGGAGAGGAGCGUUGGCGAGGAGAGGAGCGUUGGCGAGGAGAGGAGCGUUGGCGAGGAGAGGAGCGUUGGCGAGGAGAGGAGCGUUGGCGAGGAGAGGAGCGUUGGCGAGGAGAGGAGCGUUGGCGAGGAGAGGAGCGAGAGGAGCGUUGGCGAGGAGAGGAGCGUUGGCAAGGAGAGGAGCGUUGGCAAGGAGAGGAGCGUUGGCGAGGAGAGGAGCGUUGGCAAGGAGAGGAGCGUUGGCAAGGAGAGGAGCGUUGGCAAGGAGAGGAGCGUUGGCAAGGAGAGGAGCGUUGGCAAGGAGAGGAGCGUUGGCAAGGAGAGGAGCGUUGGCAAGGAGAGGAGCGUUGGCAAGGAGAGGAGCGUUGGCAAGGAGAGGAGCGUUGGCAAGGAGAGGAGCGUUGGCGAGGAGAGGAGCGUUGGCAAGGAGAGGAGCGUUGGCAAGGAGAGGAGCGUUGGCAAGGAGAGGAGCGUUGGCAAGGAGAGGAGCGUUGGCAAGGAGAGGAGCGUUGGCAAGGAGAGGAGCGUUGGCGAGGAGAGGAGCGUUGGCGAGGAGAGGAGCGUUGGCGAGGAGAGGAGCGUUGGCGAGGAGAGGAGCGUUGGCGAGGAGAGGAGCGUUGGCGAGGAGAGGAGCGUUGGCAAGGAGAGGAGCGUUGGCGAGGAGAGGAGCGUUGGCGAGGAGAGGAGCGUUGGCGAGGAGAGGAGCGUUGGCGAGGAGAGGAGCGUUGGCGAGGAGAGGAGCGUUGGCGAGGAGAGGAGCGUUGGCGAGGAGAGGAGCGUUGGCGAGGAGAGGAGCGUUGGCGAGGAGAGGAGCGUUGGCAAGGAGAGGAGCGUUGGCGAGGAGAGGAGCUUUGGCGAGGAGAGGAGCGUUGGCGAGGAGAGGAGCGUUGGCGAGGAGAGGAGCGUUGGCGAGGAGAGGAGCGUUGGCAAGGAGAGGAGCGUUGGCGAGGAGAGGAGCGUUGGCAAGGAGAGGAGCGUUGGCAAGGAGAGGAGCGUUGGCGAGGAGAGGAGCGUUGGCAAGGAGAGGAGCGUUGGCGAGGAGAGGAGCGUUGGCAAGGAGAGGAGCGUUGGCAAGGAGAGGAGCGUUGGCGAGGAGAGGAGCGUUGGCAAGGAGAGGAGCGUUGGCAAGGAGAGGAGCGUUGGCAAGGAGAGGAGCGUUGGCAAGGAGAGGAGCGUUGGCAAGGAGAGGAGCGUUGGCAAGGAGAGGAGCGUUGGCGAGGAGAGGAGCGUUGGCGAGGGGAAGGGGUGUUGGGCGGGGAGUGUGUACGUAAGUGCAGCGGCUCGUGAGUUGCUGAAGGGUCUCAGCAGUGUGCCAGUGAUACGCAGCUUGAUCACUGCACUGCGGUCGCUGCUCUCACUCAUGCUCUCUGCCCCGCGCCUCCUCUUCGGAGCUGCCGUGGCCACAACAGCAGCAGUCUCGCCCGGGCUGCUGGGUCUAGCGCCGGCAUACGCGCUGAGAGGACAUGGUGGCAGUGGAGCGCGUGAUGGAGUACCUGGAUCUGCAGCACGAGCCAGGCGCCCCUCCACUGAGCCCCCUGCCAGCACGCGGCAGCACUGGCGCAAAAGGGCAGAAUGGCGAGGGUGGGAUGGCUUGGGGUCAAGGUCUUCAGGUUAA